AUGUCUAUCACUGUCGGUAUUGCCGGUAUCACCGGAAAGUUCGCCCGCCGUGUGGCCUCGCACCUUCUAAAGAACCCAGAUGUCAGCAUUCGCGGCUACUGCCGUGAUCCUAACAAGGUCCCAGAGUCGAUCUCUUCCUCUGAUAAGGUGACUUUGUUCAAGGGCGACGCGUUUGAUAAUGAUGCUAUUCGCACCUUUGUCCAGGGCAGCGACGUGCUGAUCUGCUGCUACCUUGGCGAUGACAAGCUCAUGGUGGAUGGGCAAAAGAUUCUGAUCGAUACCUGUGAGGAAGUUGGUGACCCUAUGAUUCACGUUCGGGCCCAUCUUGCCAGCAAAGAAAAGGUCAAGGGCGUUCACAUUCUUAUCGGAGGCUUCAUGGAGCCCGUCCUCAGCCCUUUCUUCAGCAUCCUGGACGCCUCAUCUCACACUUUCCGCUUCUGGGGCAACGGCGAUGAGAUCAUGGAGGGUACGACGUACGAUAACGCUGCCGAAUUCACCUCUGCAGUUGCCCGGGACACCGAGGUUACCGGAAUUAUUCGCUUCCUCGGCGGUCGUUCGACUAUCCGUGAAAUCGCUCAAACCUACGAGAAUGUGUACGGCGUCAAGGCUAAACUCGAGUCCCUCGGCUCUUUGGACGAUCUCUACAAGACCAUGCAUGACAAGCGUGCCUCGAACCCCGCUGACUUCUACAGCUACAUGUCGCUGUUCUUCUACUACUACUGGGUCAAUGGCCAGACCUUCGUUGGCCCAGAGCUCGACAACGAGAAGUACCCCGAGGUCAAGCCGGUCAGCUGGGAGGAUUACAUGAAGCAGUGGCCUCUUGAGCAGUUGCCCACCUCCUACUUCGCUCUAAACGCUUAA
Aspergillus steynii IBT 23096 is the source of this 861-nucleotide messenger RNA. Its product is annotated as NmrA-like family protein. The coding region runs from base 1 to 861 and encodes 286 amino acids. The record is from RefSeq and is a predicted model, not a curated record. The transcript is spliced from 4 exons. NCBI's taxonomy places the organism in Eukaryota, Fungi, Ascomycota, Eurotiomycetes, Eurotiales, Aspergillaceae.